This is a messenger RNA of Suncus etruscus (white-toothed pygmy shrew), 1565 nucleotides long. It is a transcript of the gene ETV1, whose product is annotated as ETS variant transcription factor 1. Gene Ontology annotation, biological process: regulation of transcription by RNA polymerase II; cell differentiation. Gene Ontology annotation, molecular function: DNA-binding transcription factor activity, RNA polymerase II-specific; sequence-specific DNA binding. The record is from RefSeq and is a predicted model, not a curated record. The transcript has 11 exons. Gene Ontology annotation, cellular component: nucleus. Lineage: Eukaryota; Metazoa; Chordata; Mammalia; Eulipotyphla; Soricidae. The coding region runs from base 88 to 1452 and encodes 454 amino acids.
AUUGCAACCCAGAUCCCGAGGAAAAUCUUCAGCUCAAAUGCUCCAACUCGACCCAAUCCUGAGCUGAGAUUGGCGAAGAGCAACGGAAUGGAUGGAUUUUAUGACCAGCAAGUGCCUUACUUGGUACCCCCUAGUCAGCGUGGGAGAAAUUGUAACGAGAAACCAACAAAUGUCAGGAAAAGAAAAUUCAUUAACAGAGAUCUGGCUCAUGAUUCAGAAGAACUCUUUCAAGAUCUAAGUCAAUUACAGGAAACAUGGCUUGCAGAAGCUCAGGUACCUGACAAUGAUGAGCAGUUUGUACCAGACUAUCAGGCUGAAAGUUUGGCUUUUCAUGGCCUACCACUGAAAAUUAAGAAAGAACCCCACAGUCCCUGUUCAGAACUCGGUUCAGCCUGCAGUCAAGAACAGCCCUUUAAAUUCAGCUAUGGAGAAAAGUGCCUGUACAAUGUCAGUGCCUAUGAUCAGAAGCCACAAGUGGCAAUGAGGCCCUCCAACCCCCCAACACCAUCUAGCACUCCAGUGUCUCCACUGCACCAUGCAUCUCCGAACUCAGCUCACACACCGAAACCUGACCGUGUAUUCCCAGCUCACCUUCCUUCAUCGCAGACCAUCCAAGACAACAGCUACCCCAUGGACCACAGAUUUCGCCGCCAGCUUUCUGAGCCUUGUCAUUCCUUUCCUCCUUUGCCAACAAUGCCAAGGGAAGGACGACCCAUGUACCAACGACAGAUGUCUGAACCAAACAUUCCCUUUCCACCCCAAGGCUUUAAGCAGGAAUAUCAUGAUCCCGUGUAUGAACACAACUCUAUGGUUGGUGGUACUGCCAGCCAAAGCUUUCCCCCUCCGCUAAUGAUCAAACAAGAACCCAGAGAUUUUGCAUAUGAUUCAGGCUGCAUGUAUGAAAAGGGUCCCAGGCAGUUUUAUGAUGACACCUGUGUUGUCCCAGAAAAAUUUGAUGGUGACAUCAAACAAGAGCCAGGGAUGUAUCGGGAAGGACCCACGUAUCAGAGGAGAGGAUCACUUCAACUCUGGCAGUUUCUGGUAGCUCUACUUGAUGACCCUUCCAAUUCUCACUUUAUUGCCUGGACUGGGCGAGGCAUGGAGUUUAAGCUGAUCGAACCUGAAGAGGUGGCCCGACGUUGGGGCAUUCAAAAAAACAGACCGGCUAUGAACUAUGAUAAACUUAGCCGUUCACUCCGCUAUUAUUAUGAGAAAGGAAUCAUGCAAAAGGUGGCUGGAGAGAGAUACGUCUACAAGUUUGUGUGUGAUCCCGAAGCCCUUUUUUCCAUGGCCUUUCCUGAUAAUCAGCGCCCACUACUGAAGACAGACAUGGAACGUCACAUCAACGAAGAGGACACAGUUCCACUCUCGCACUUUGAUGAGAGCAUGGCCUACAUGCCUGAAGGGGGGUGCUGCAACCCCCACCCCUACAAUGAAGGCUAUGUGUACUAACACAGUGACAGUUGUGCUAGGCAUCCUGGUACAUCCCUUCUCUGUGCAAGAGAUGGAUGGAGAGUCUUUGGAUUCUCUUCCAUCUUGGUUUCCUUUUCGUUGGUGUAUUUUAU